Molecule: messenger RNA, 4941 nt
Organism: Eurytemora carolleeae
Lineage: Eukaryota; Metazoa; Arthropoda; Copepoda; Calanoida; Temoridae
Exons: 1
Coding region: 273-2534 (753 amino acids)
Biological process (GO): negative regulation of DNA-templated transcription; regulation of transcription by RNA polymerase II
Cellular component (GO): histone deacetylase complex; transcription regulator complex
Molecular function (GO): transcription corepressor activity
Source: RefSeq, a predicted model, not a curated record
AUUUUUAAAAUAUUGUAAUUAAGUUUAGUGGGGCGCUGCCUUCAUUAAUGACAGAAACGGAACUAUUCAGCUGCUAGUUUGGGGAAACAAGAAGAUCUGGCCCAAAGAAUUUCGAAACUAUAAACUGGAUCAAACUGGGGAUUAAAUCCCUUAGUGUACAGUGCUGGAUCAAGUUGAAGGGUUGUGACGAAUAUAUCACAUGGUCUAGGAUGGGGGAGAGAGGGAUUUUGCAAGAAAUCAUGGGGAUUCUGUAGCAUUAUCAAUUCAUUGUCAUGCCAAAGAUGGAAACAGAAAACUUGCCUAUGAUGAGAGGACUGGGAUAUAAAGCAGGAGAAGCAAGGAAUCCCUACUCAACUUCCUAUUCUGUUGGAGUGGGUCAAGGGCUAUUUCAUAAAGUGAAAAAGGAAGAUGAUGAGGACGAAGAUCAUGAAGAUCAUCUCUCAGAGUUUGAGAAAGACCAAGAGUACUUCAGCACUCUUAAUGUUGAACUAACAGCUGAUCAUGUUCCUCUGGGGGAAAUCCUUGAAAGGCUUCAGUCUGAUGAAGGAAAUGAUAGAAAUAAUUUUAUUAGGUUACAUGCUGUAACAGAUUCACAUUCUAACAUCUCGGCUACUCUCAAUGUUGCAACUCUAGAUCUAAGUACGCAUUCAACAUUCCAGCAGCAUAUAAGUGAAAUUCAGGACGUACUGCUGAACUUUAAAUCUGAUGCUCCCACCUCACCCAACUCCACCUCCUCCUCCCUCCUCUCUUCCCCCUCCUUCUCCCCCCAAGUAGUACCUGAAGUUAACUCCUUUCUGAAUAAUAAUAUCUUAAUCAAUAUUGAUGGUAAAUCUUUAUCCCACUGCUCAGCAAUGUCCCCUCAGCACUCAAAUCAUGGCUAUGAGAACAUGAAAUCUAGUCCUCAGGAAUGUAAUUUGUGCAAUAAGAUGUUUGGUAAUGCUUCAGCUCUGGCCAAGCACAGGUUGACCCAUAGUGACGAGAGAAAAUAUCUUUGCACUGUUUGUCACAAAGCAUUCAAGCGGCAGGACCAUUUGAACGGGCAUCUGUUAACACAUAGAAAUAAGAAACCGUUUGAGUGCACUGCAGAUGGUUGCAAUAAGAGCUAUUGCGAUGCAAGAAGUUUAAGACGCCAUAGAGAAAAUCAUCAUUCUUCCAAAGAUGAGAAAAUGGUUUCUCCUGAUAGUUCUGUGUCAAGCAAUGUUGAUAUGGAUGAGAAAUCAAUGGGAUCUGACAGUUUCGACAGUUUACGAAACUCUAAACCAUACAAACCAGGCCAGGAUAAGGAUAAGGCACUAAUCAAGCCUGAACUUCAAGCCUUGAAUAUCCUUGAGAAAUACAUAAGAAACGACAAGGAAAGCUUCCAAAAUAGCUCUAAGCUAAAACCUGCAGCUCCAACAAUCCUACACGGGCCUAGUCAGCAGUCUGAUGUAGUGGUAAACAUGGUAGAAUGUUCUAUAUGUUCAAGAAGAUUUAAAAAUAUCCCUGCUCUAAAUGGUCAUAUGCGACUGCAUGGUGGUUACUAUCGAAAGGACAAUGAGAAAAAGCAGGAAAUCAGAAUUUUCCAGUCUGAACCUAUGUCAAAUCAUACAGUAAGCAACAAUGUCAAGAAUCUCAUUGAAGAAAAGAUUAUUCAAAAACGCAAACUUGAACCUGUUUUAACUAGGACCAUGGGUUCUAGUUCUGAUGCUAAGUUUCAAAGUCUAAAUGUACCCUCAUCCUCUUCCUCCCAUACCCAGUGCUCAACCAGUGUAUCAGGUUCAUCUGAACCUCCAUACAAGAGGAUCAAUCAGAAACCUUCUGCUCUAGACAAUCUUGUAUUUCCCAUCUUGCCGCAGCCAGACACUUAUAAGCUAUUGGCUAACCUACAAAACAAACAGUCAGAGAUGGGAGGCUUUCUUCCCGCUCAACCUCUUCCAAAUGUACCUUUACCCAGCAGUAAAUGUUAUAACCCGGUGAAAACUAAUGAUACACAUGUUAAAUCCGCACAUAUGUAUAAUUUGCUCAAAGUUGACAACAAGCAUAAAACUCCCAGGUUAGGGGCUGAAUAUCAAGCAGUGGUCCCAGAUCUGGAGAUUCGAACGACUGAAGACAAGUAUGGAGUUCUUCCCAGGGAGACCCAGAUGUGGAGUCCGGCAUCAAGCAAUGAUUUAUCACAAUCCCAAAUAGAUGUUUAUAUAAAGUUCUGUUUGAGUUCAGCAGUUUCUGUUGCGUUGACAGCAGAAAGUGCUCUUCAGGUUCUAAACUGGAACAACGGAGAUAUCAUGAGAGCAACCCAGGAGGUUGUUAAUGGUGCCCUGAGCAAACAGGAGUCCCCUCCUGCAGCCUGGACUCCGGAUCAUGUAGACAUGUUCUAUGAAGCUCUGUGUAAACACAAGAAAAAGUUUAACAAAAUAUCCGAUGAUAUUCCCGGUAAGUCUAGCAAAGAUUGUAUCGAAUUCUACUAUUUUUGGAAGAAUCUCUGUCGGGAAGAAAGUCAAAGUUUUAAAUCGAUCAUCAGUUCUGUUGAGGACCCAGAGCCCAAUCUUCUUUUGUGAAACCUGAGCUUGCUCUGACUAAACCUUAUAUAUCUCAGUUGACCCUUAUUCUUGCCAGGAUACAGCGUGAAUCCAUUGCAAGUUUAGCAGGGUAUCUGUUUGUAGAUUUAUAAUUAUCUAAACCUAGUAAAUUCUGUAUAUGUGUACCCCAUCCCAGUGAACAUUGUUGUAUAUCACCUUUUCUAUUCAUCUUCAUCUUAACCCUUUUUGUCUUUAUUAUAGAAAGAUGUCCCUCCCCCAUUUUAUAUUUUUAAAUUUAUUCAUAGUUUUUAUAAUAUUAGAGUUUAGUUUAGAAUUCUCUGUUUUAAAAUGAAAUAUUUGUUCAGUCUAAGCAUACAGUUAGACAAUCAUCUAAACUUGGACAAUAAUACUGCUUAGUGCAAUAUAACUGUAAUGUUUGAAGAAAACUAGCAAUAGUGGCUGGACCAUGUGUGGUGGUUAUACCAUUGAUUUUUACCCCAGUCAAAAAUUUAGUUAAAGGGAUUGAAAGCGUAAUUUUAAGUAUUAUCAAGUAUUUAUUAGAUAUCAAUGUUUGUCAUUACUGAUCGAAUAAAGGUUUCAUGAGUACCGGUGUGAAUCGGGCGUUGCCAUCUGUGCAUGGUGAGUCACUUGAAAUAAUACACUUACAGUCCCUUUAAAUUUAAUUUUUUUAAUCAUUUAUUCCGUUUUUUAUAAAUAGUUGUGCCAUAUGUAAACUCAAUGAUCUCAAGAUUUACUAUUUUAUUGUUUUGUCUCCUAAAUUUAUGCGACUUCUCAAUGCAGAAACUAAAACUGCCGUUUUAUUAUUUAUCAAGUAUUCAGCUGCAAUUUUUCAUUCUUUGCAUCCACUUUACAAACCAGCUCAUAAGUGUUUUAAAAUUAGGAAAUUUAAGAACAUUUAAUCUUGUUUGAAAAGUCAAUUUUUUAUGCUUCUAAGUAAAGAAAUUUAAUUCAAGUUAAGAACCAUUUAAAUCAAUACUAAGUUUACCGACUUAAAAGAUAAUUUUUUUUUGUACUCAAUGAUAAAAAAUUUGUACUUAAUGCUGAAUCAGUUCAAUCCUUUGUACUACGCAUAAAGUUAUUAUCAACCCAGUUGCUCAAUCCGUAAAAUUAUUUAAUUUUUGUUUAUUACCUCGAUACCAGGAUUAUUUAUAUUAGUGACAAAUGGUUACUAAAAUGGAAUUGUUUAUUGAAUUAGCUAAUUUUAGUCUAGCUGUUAGUAUGUGGAAACUGGAAACUUUUAACUUUUAGUUAGCAUGGAAAAAGGUUAAAGCCAUAAUGGGAAGCAUUAAGGGAUGGGAAAGGGUUUAAGCUUGUAUGGGAAAAAUAUUAGAUACGCAUGGGAACUUGGGAAGGUUCUGUUAAAAUUUUAAGUUAUAAAGAAUUAUUGUUAUAAAAAGGGAAUGAGGAUAGAAGUAGAGAUGGUAUCUUGUUCAUACAAUCAUCAUAUUUCAAUCUUUUUCUGUCAGAUCUAAAUUGAUUUUUAAUAUCUCAUUUGAGAAAAUACAUUUAUAUAAAUUGUUUAAAUUAUGAAUUUUAUAUUAUUGUUCUCAAAUUUAUAAUGCAAGACUAGUACAACAAUUUUUAUAGUAUUUAAAACAAUUAAGUUAAACCUAGUGCAAAGACAAGUGUUUUAAUAAUUCCUUAAUCUUGUAUAGUUUUAACUCAGUGUCCCUUUCCUUCCCUGACUUUGCUCUAUUUAACCCCUCAACGUAUACUUAUAAAUUUUCUUAUUAUAAAUGAAUGUAACUAAACUUGCAAAAAUCAAAUGCAUAAAUUUUUUUAAAUUUUUCAUCUAACCCUUGUACAAGGUGUACACUGUACAAUGAAUGUACUUAGUAAUAAAUGUUUCUGUACCAGUGUGUCCACAGCUUUUACAGAUAUACCACGAGAUGCAUUAUUUUUUUGUAUCUUUUUCAUGACUUGUAAACCUUUUUAUCCGUUAAACUCUCCUUUUGGGGUUUACACGUUAAGGUUAUCAUGUAUUAAGAUUCAAAACAGGUGUUUGUUGCAUAUCAUGUCUUAUCUUUAAAGUCUGUGGUCAACCCCCUCUCUCGUCACCCGACUCUUGAAUCUGGUAAAUGUGAUAAAAAAAUAUAGUUUAUUAGUAACAUAAAAUUAUAUUAGAAUAUCGUUUAGUUCUCUAUAUACUGCUUUCAUCAACAACUGUUUCAGUAUUACCCCACUCAACUACCAUUGUACUGCACUGUAACCAGUGUACUGUACUGCACUGAAACCGGUUAUGUCAUUUGACCGGCCUAGUGUGACCUGGGUCAAAGCCCUCGCCCUUCAACCUGUUACAUUCUUGCUGUAUUCAAAAUUUGAACAAAUAAUUUUAGAAUUAUUUGUUAAAAUUUUUAUCUUUGUUAGGCCUAGGAACUGUUUAAUUAUACUCUUAUCCUUGUUAAAUAAAAACCUGCGUCUUUCA